CUGCUUGUUGACUAUAUACGGAGUACUUGCCUUCUCAUCUCACUCGCGCGACUUCACCGUCGCUCAUCUUCCACAUCCAGACGCAGCGCAGUCAGCGGCGAGCGCCUGACGAAACGCCAUCAUGAGUUUCACUAGUAUGCUCAACAAACUCCACGGCCAGCCCGACAGCUACGACAAGAAAUCCAAGUACAAGUUUGGCAAGACACUCGGAGCCGGCACCUACGGCAUCGUCAGAGAAGCAGAGUCACCCCAAGGAAAAUGCGCCGUCAAGAUCAUCCUGAAGAAGAACGUCAAAGGCAACGACCAGAUGGUCUACGAUGAGCUACAGAUGCUCCAACGCCUUCAACACCCCCACAUCGUCAAGUUCUUCGAUUGGUUCGAGUCAAGAGACAAAUACUACAUUGUGACACAACUUGCGACUGGUGGAGAGCUGUUUGACCGCAUCUGCGAAAAGGGUCGCUUCACCGAGAAGGACGCUUCUGCCACCAUAAGACAAGUCUUGGAAGCCGUCGACUACCUCCACCAGAACGAUGUCGUCCAUCGCGAUUUGAAGCCCGAGAACCUCCUUUACCUUACCAAGGCCGACGACUCGACUCUCGUGCUCGCAGACUUCGGCAUUGCCAAACAUCUCGACAGCCCCGAUGGUGUGCUCAAGACCAUGGCUGGAUCCUUCGGUUACGCAGCACCCGAAGUCAUGCUCAAGAAAGGACAUAGCAAGCCCGUCGACAUGUGGUCUCUCGGUGUCAUCACCUACACUCUCCUCUGCGGUUACUCGCCCUUCCGCAGCGAGAACUUGACCGACCUUAUUGAGGAGACCAAGCACGGCAGAGUUGUCUUCCACGAACGUUACUGGAAGGAUGUCAGCAAGGAAGCCAAGGAUUUCAUCAUGACCUUGCUCGUUCCCAAGCCGGAGAAGAGAGCUACAAGUGCUGAAGCGCUCAAGAAUGCUUGGAUUGCUGGCAAGGGUGCAACAGACCACAACUUGCUGCCCGAAAUCAAGGCAUACAUGACCAAGGCUCGCCUGAAGCGCGGUAUCGAAUUGGUCAAGCUCGCCAAUCGUAUCGAAGCACUCAAGAUGCAAGAAGACGAAGAGGAGGAUGUACCACAGGCUGGAGACGUUCCCGCCGGCGCAAAGCAGGCCGCAGGAGACGCACUCGCACAUCAAGAAGAGAAGCCUUUGGAAGCCGGCCUCAAGGUACCGGAGGACAAGGGAGUGACGCACAAGCGCAGUCUGAGCAAGAUUGCCAAGGGUGCCAUCUUCCGUGAAGUUGUCCUGGCCAAAGUUCGUGAGAUGAAGGCCGAUGAGGAGGCACAGAAGAUAACUUCUACUGGCAGCUUCGAGAAGGAGAAGGAAAACAAGUGAGGGAAUUGCAUCGACUUCAGCGAGGAAACCUGUUUUGAAUUCGGCAUGGCGUUUGGGAGGAUUACAAGGAAAGAUUGCUCAAGUUCCGACUGAUCAGGUAUUGAGCCUGUGUGCCUGGAAGAUAUUCCUAAGACUUUUGCUCGAGACUGGAACAUAUUGAUCUACUAUUCACCAUGAGCUUUGACAAUUACUUGAGCCGUGAUGGUGUCGGUGUUCAUGUUCGAGAUGAUUGGGGGGCCAGGCUUUUGAACUUGGUGAGGAGGCUUCCUGAUGGCGCUGAUGUGCAAGCACCCCGAACUGAGCCAUGCAAGCUUUGAUUCCCUCAUAGCCAUGCGAUCACGCCUUUCCAACAAUAUGAACAAUACACUUCUAACAAAAGUAAGAAAAGAUGAUAGAGAAAGCGACAAUAGAUUCCUCAAUACAAUAUCACGU
Messenger RNA from Aureobasidium pullulans EXF-150, 1795 nucleotides. Its product is annotated as Ca2+/calmodulin-dependent protein kinase. NCBI's taxonomy places the organism in Eukaryota, Fungi, Ascomycota, Dothideomycetes, Dothideales, Saccotheciaceae. The coding region runs from base 122 to 1363 and encodes 413 amino acids. Gene Ontology annotation, molecular function: ATP binding; calcium/calmodulin-dependent protein kinase activity. Gene Ontology annotation, biological process: cellular response to oxidative stress; protein phosphorylation. The transcript is spliced from 6 exons. The record is from RefSeq and is a predicted model, not a curated record.